This is a messenger RNA of Dendronephthya gigantea, 635 nucleotides long. Its product is annotated as bis(5'-adenosyl)-triphosphatase-like. Lineage: Eukaryota; Metazoa; Cnidaria; Anthozoa; Malacalcyonacea; Nephtheidae. Gene Ontology annotation, cellular component: nucleus; cytoplasm; plasma membrane. The record is from RefSeq and is a predicted model, not a curated record. The transcript has a single exon. Gene Ontology annotation, molecular function: ubiquitin protein ligase binding; bis(5'-adenosyl)-triphosphatase activity. Gene Ontology annotation, biological process: purine nucleotide metabolic process; negative regulation of proteasomal ubiquitin-dependent protein catabolic process; diadenosine triphosphate catabolic process. Bases 11 to 502 code for a protein of 163 amino acids.
GUCGGCCAAUAUGGCGGCGGAAGCAAGCUAUCGUUUUGGGGAGCAUAUUAUCAAGUCUUCCGUGGUGUUUUUUCGCUCAAAACUGUCGUACGGCUUCGUAAACAGAAAACCUGUAGUGCCGGGCCAUGUCCUGGUCGCACCGCUUCGAACCGUGCAAAGGUUUGGCGAAUUAACCGAGGACGAAGUUGCCGACCUGUUUGUGAGCACACAAAAAAUCUCCGGUGUUGUUGAACAGGAGUUUAAGGCGAGUUCGUUGACCGUUGCGGUACAGGAUGGCCCGGAUGCCGGUCAGACUGUCCCCCACGUUCACGUGCAUAUUCUGCCAAGGCGAAAAGGCGAUUUCCAUGACAACGAUGACGUGUAUAAAGUUCUAGAAAAGCACGACCAGGAUGAUUUACCAGAAAGUCGAAAUGGUAUGACGUCGGUUGAUGGAGUCGAAAGAUUUCGUAGCGAAGACGAAAUGUCGCAGGAAGCUGAAAAACUAGCACAAUUCUUCAAAUGACCUUCAUAUGAACCAUUCAAAAUAACUAUUUGUAAUGAAUUUCCGGUUCUUACAAGCUUGUCAAUUAAAUAAUACUAGAAAUACUAUUAUUAUACAUGAAAUUUUGGUCAAUUAUUUGUGAUAAAAAUAAAAA